Fulvia fulva is the source of this 867-nucleotide messenger RNA. Its product is annotated as putative endonuclease lcl3. The transcript has a single exon. The record is from RefSeq and is a predicted model, not a curated record. Gene Ontology annotation, cellular component: mitochondrion; cytoplasm. Lineage: Eukaryota; Fungi; Ascomycota; Dothideomycetes; Mycosphaerellales; Mycosphaerellaceae. Bases 1 to 867 code for a protein of 288 amino acids.
AUGUCAUGGAUCCUCUCCUUCUGCGCGCCCGAGGAACAUCAACCGAUGAAGGACCGCCAUGUCGACAACGACGAAGAGCAUCACAUGACAAAGGAGCAUGCCCCAACAUGGCAGCACAACACGUCAAUACCCGCCGAAGAGGAUCGCAAGCAGCUGAACCUCACGCCGUGGCUAUAUGCCUUGACAGGAGGAGCGGCCACAAUCGGCGCCUGGAGACUUCGCAACCGCUACUUUCGCCGCAUCCCAAAUGUCGGCUACCUCCUACCACACACCCUCCGCAAGCGGACCUACUUUGGCUAUGUGACCAGCGUCGGAGACGGUGAUGGUUUCCGCCUAUACCAUACACCAGGAGGUCGGCUGGCAGGCUUCACUUGGCUGCGCAAGAUACCCCAGAAGAAGCAGGAGCUUAAAGACCAGACCCUCAGCGUCCGCAUAGCGGGCAUCGACGCUCCUGAAUGCGCUCACUUCGGCAACGAUGGUCAGCCUUACGGUCCAGAAGCACUAGCAUGGCUGAGAUCGAAGCUUGAGGGCCGCUUUGUGCGCGUGCUGCCUCACAGCAAGGACCAGUACCAACGUAUUGUGGCUACGGCGUGGGUGCGGAAAUGGGGCAUCUUCAAGAGCGAUGUUGGUCUGGAGAUGCUGAAGAAUGGUCUUGCUACCGUCUACGAGGCGAAGACAGGAGCCGAGUUUGGCGGGAAGAAGGACGAGUAUCGUGCAGCUGAGACGAAGGCUAGGGAGAAGAAGCUGGGAAUGUGGCAGCAGCCGGGGAUCGUGGAUAGGGUGCUGUUUGGGAAGAAAGAGAAGAGGCAUGUCGAGACGCCGAGAGAGUACAAGUCGAGGACUGCGAGACCGGAGGAUGGGAAGUGA